This is a messenger RNA of Brassica oleracea var. oleracea, 1674 nucleotides long. RefSeq lists its product as uncharacterized. Gene Ontology annotation, biological process: lipid metabolic process. Gene Ontology annotation, molecular function: triacylglycerol lipase activity. The transcript is spliced from 6 exons. The record is from RefSeq and is a predicted model, not a curated record. Lineage: Eukaryota; Viridiplantae; Streptophyta; Magnoliopsida; Brassicales; Brassicaceae. The coding region runs from base 1 to 1434 and encodes 477 amino acids.
AUGUCCCAAACCGAUAUGAAAUUCUGUAGUAGCUAUUUUCUGGUCGAUCCGACCAAAGCAAGUAUUCUUGAUCUCCUUCUCCUUUUGUUUUUCCCCAACCUGACCAACACAGGAUUCAUAGAUUCUCCACCGGACACGCUCAAAAGCGUCCGGAGAACUUUCGCAACUCGAUGGAUCAUUGUGUUAGCCGUUUUGGUUCAAAAGAUAUUAAUGCUCUUAAGAAAACCCUUUGCAUCCAUAGGACGUUUUCUCACCUAUUGGCCUAAUCUUCUUACGGCAAAUGGAGGCUUCUUCAAGUUGAUACUUCAUGUUUUGACAGGAAAGUUGGUAAAGCCUGAGGAAUCGUCGGCGACAUAUGUGUCAUUUGUAGGAUGCACAGAUCGAAGAGUAGAGCUUGACAUGAACAUAAGUGUUGGUACCAUCGAGUACAAGUCGAUGUUGUCAAUAAUGGCUUCUAAGGUCUCUUAUGAGAACAAAUCUUUCAUCACUUCCGUAGUAAAGAACACUUGGAAGAUGGACUUCGUGAGUUACUACGACUUUUACAACGCGUUCCAAAAUAGAAACCUGACGCAAGCCUUCGUAUUCAAGGCAUCGAGUACAAAUCCAAAUCUUAUCGUCGUUAGCUUCAGAGGAACCGAGCCUUUCGACGUUGAUGAUUGGUGCACUGAUCUAGACAUCUCUUGGUACGAGUUGAAAAACGUUGGCAAAGUUCACGCAGGGUUCUCUAAAGCUCUAGGCCUCCAAAAAAAUGGAUGGCCCAAAGAAAUAAUACCUCUAGGACACCAAUAUGCGUACUACACAAUUAGACAGAAGCUUAGGGACAUGUUUGCAAAAAACAAGAACCUUAAGUUUAUUCUAACGGGUCACAGCCUUGGUGGGGCACUAGCCGCUCUUUUUCCGGCAGUACUGGCGAUUCACGGUGAGGAUGAGUUGCUAGAUAAACUAGAGGGAGUCUACACAUUUGGACAGCCACGCAUAGGGGAUGAGGUGUUUGGGGAGUUUAUGAAGGAAGUGGUGAGAAAGCAUGGAAUAGAGUAUGAGAGGUUUGUUUAUAACAACGAUAUUGUGCCUAGAAUACCCUUUGAUGACAAGGUUUUAUUCUCGUUCAAGCACUACGGAACUUGCAAUUACUUCAAUAGUCUCUACAAAGGAAAGGUAAGGGAAGAUGCACCAAAUGAAAAUUACUUCAACUUGCUGUGGCUAAUACCGAAGCUGUUAAAUGGUGCGUGGGAGUUCAUAAGGAGUUUCAUAAUACGGUUUUGGAAAGGCAGUGACUACAAAGAGAAUUGGAUUAUGAGGUCUAUUAGGGUUUUCGGAAUAAUAUUCCCUGGUGCCUCUAAUCAUCUGCCGUAUGAUUACGUCAACUCCACGCGCUUGGGAGGAUUGUCUCGAUCAUUUACUACUCCAGAGGAUAAACUUUCCCUUAUUGCUUAAAAGUUAAAACUCAAAGCUGUUGGAUAAGCUUGAAUAAGACUUGAGUUGCAAGUUUCCUAUUUAUGUUGUGUUUAUCUAUAAGAGAAUAGGAAAUAUCUAGUUGUGUUAAUCCUAAUGAGGUUAGGAUAAAUAAAGAGUUAUAUAAGGAGAUGCUGGUGUAUAGCAUAACUUAAUAAGUUUGUGAGUUUGAGGUUUUGAGAUAGUUUCCGCAAGAGUUAAUAAGAAGGGUUCUUAUUUGUG